UGUUUCAAAGUUGCAAACAUUUUAAUGUAUACGUAUUAUUUUUAACAUCUUAACAGAUACUCUGACCCUUAACUAUCGUAAAAUGCUUCGAGCGGAAGUAGACGCCUUUCGCGCAUGCGUGGUACCGAUCGGGUUUCCGGUACGGAUCGGGCAGUCACAAGACUCAGCAGUAAAAAUGUCUUCUCUUCAGUCUCUGGGAGAGUUGAUCAGCUAAAGCGACUAACUGCUGCUGCUGCUGCUGCUGCAGAAAUCUUCUCACCAGGCUGUGGAAACCUUCUUCUCCUCUCAACAACUUGGUGGAGUUCUUUCCAGAACCAGAGAAGAAAUUCUGCGGUCUCCGUGACAAUCGGAGCUCCAGAAUCAGCUGUUAGCUAAACACGGCUAAAGAAAACCUGCUACCACUUCAGGAUCAUCCAUCAGCUGGGACUGAUUCAUCGCGUGUUCUUCACCACCUGGACCUGGACAGCAUGGACACAGACGAAUCCGUGACAGAUCUAGUGGAAGAUCCACAGACACUUCCGGGUGGAAGACCGGCGGUGGGUCACCGGCCUCCGGUACAGAGUCAGGAAAAGCAGGGGAGCACCAGAGCCAGAUGGAGAGCGCCAGAGCAGUUCUCAAUUUCUGAAAUAAUUUAUGACAACUGCUACCAAUGUGGAUUGUGGAAUAAAAAGAGAUAAACUGUUAGUUUUCUCAAUAUUGUCAUUGCAAUCGGGACAGAUACCGCCAUCUGCCGGCUUAAAAUGGUAUUGCAGUACAUUUUAAACAACUUGGGAGUGAAAAGGCUGUUUUGUCACUACAACGGAUUUGGGGAUGUAGUUUAUUGUUAAUAGAUAUUGUGGUUUCACAACAAUAAAGUUUUGUAUUGUGCAUAUGGAUUUAUGAGUAGUACGAAACAAUGUCUGAGUUUCUUGUUCUUUAAAUUACAGUCCAAUUAAUCAUACAUGUUUGAAAUAUAAUGCUGAAAUAUUAACCUCUGAACAUUUUUUGUUUGUUGAUGAUAUUUCAUUUUUAAUUUAUUAUUAUUUUGCAUCAUGAUUUAUUUUAUGGUGUAGUGUCAUGUGGUAAUUGUUGCAAAUUCUAAAUGUAAUUUUUAUUUUCCUCAACUGAGGUCAUUUUUAUUUGCUUUAUUCUUCAGUACGUUGAAUGUAGGUUACAUUGUAAACUGAAUGUAUGUGAAAACGAAGAUUGAAAUAGUUUUAAAAAAGUUUAAAAUGUACUGCAAUAACCAUUUUAAGCCGGCAGAUGGCGGUAUCUGCCCCGAUUGCAAUGACAAUAUUGAGAAAACUAACAGUUUAUCUCUUUUUAUUCCACAAUCCACAUUGGUAGCAGUUGUCAUAAAUUAUUUCAGAAAUUGAGAACUGCUCUGGCGCUCUCCAUCUGGCUCUGGUGCUCCCCUGCUUUUCCUGACUCUGUACCGGAGGCCGGUGGCCCACCGCCGGUCUUCCACCCGGAAGUGUCUGUGGAUCUUCCACUAGAUCUGUCACGGAUUCGUCUGGGGGAGCAACAAAAAUGAUGGAAAAAAUAAAUGCAUUAACGCUUCUGAUUGCAUUACACUGUAUAUGCAUGAAGUGACUGGGAAACGCAUUUGUAAACCGCUUGAAAUAUUUCAAAUAUUUUCGGUGACAGCCUUGUUUGUUUUGAUUUUGUUAAUAAAGUAAAAAAUAAAAACGUUGGCAUGAUGAGGCCGAUGAUGCAAUAAGUGCUGCAAUUACUGAGGUCCCUACAGCCGCAGGUACCGUGGCAGCAGUGGUAGGAGGCGUGGCUAGUGCCACUAAAAGUCGUGGUAGGGGGCGUGGCUAGUGCCACUAAAAGUCGGAAGUGUAAUGGCAGCAGUGGUAGGGGGCGUGGCUAGUGCCACUAAAAGUCAAGAGCAGCAGUGGUAGGGGGUCGUGGCUAGUGCCACUAAAAGUCAAUAAUCCAAUAAUACCUAGCUGCGGACAUUGCCCAGGAAAAACGUUUUUCCUGGGCAAUGUCCGCAGCUAGACCUUACUCCUAAAAGUCGUGGCACCACCCGGAAGUGUAAUGGCAGCAGUGGUAGGGGGCGUGGCUAGUGCCACUAAAAGCCGCGGGUGCCACUAAAAGCCGUGGCACCACCCGGAAGUAUCAGAGCUGCCACUGCAAGUGCCACAAGCGCUGCCGCUGCCACAAAUUGCGCUCGGUCCUGCUGCAUGUCAGCAGGUUUGUCCUCACAACGUGGUGAAAAGAGAGCUGAGUCAGAAGGCGAAGCUCUUGAUUUACCUGUUUGAUGUUCCCACCCUCAUCUAUGGUCACGAGCUUGGAUAGUGUCUGAAAGAACUAGAUAGUGGAAACAAUGUCCAAAAUUAGUUUUCUCCGCAGGGUGUCUGGGCUCUCCCAAGCCCCCACAAUGCGGCUCAAAAAUUGCAGUUCCACCCUCAUCCACUAGGGGCUGGUGUCAGAAGCUAGCAAAUCCUCAUUGACUCCCAUGUUAAAAAUACCAUUUUCACAGCAGAAACAAACAUGUUUACAGCCUGGUACCAAAACAUGUUUUUGGUUUAAAUGAUCUAGUUUACACUCAUGACAACUCUGAGGGGGGUGAAUUUUUUUCUCACUCUUCUGUUUAAGUGUAUUAAAAGCCAAAAAUUCUGUAUAAUUAAUGAGCAUCAGACCCACGUGACCACAGAGCUAGCUCCGUGGAAAGGCCUCAGUAGAGCCUCGGUCUGGCUUGGAAACUGUUCCAGGAUUUUGAGUCUCUGUGUUUGUGUAUUCUUGUUUGGAUAUUUUUUGUACAAUUGAUGGACAAAAUGACUUGCUGUGGCAUUAAUUGCACUAAUGGAGUGUCCAAGAAGUCUCCACUUCAUUUUUUUCGGUAAGUAAAAUUGUAUUUAUGUACAGUGGGGCAAAAAAGUAUUUAGUCAGCCACCGAUUGUGCAAGUUCUCCCACUUAAAAUGAUGACAGAGGUCAGUAAUUUACAUCAUAGUUACACUUCAACUGUGAGACAGAAUGUGAAAAAAAAUCCAUGAAUUCACAUGGCAGGAUUUUUAAAGAAUUUAUUUGUAAAUCAGGGUGGAAAAUAAGUAUUUGGUCACUUCAAACAAGGAAAAUCUCUGGCUCUCACAGACCUGUAACGUCUUCUUUAAGAAGCUUUUCUGUCCUCCACUCGUUACCUGUAUUAAUGGCACCUGUUUGAAACUCAUCUGUAUAAAAGACACCUGUCCACAGCCUCAAACAGUCAGACUCCAAUCUCCACUAUGGCCAAGACCAAAGAGCUUUCGAAGGACACCAGGAAAAGAAUUGUAGACCUGCACCAGACUGGGAAGAGUGAAUCUACAAUAGUCAAGCAGCUUGGUGUGAAAAAAUCAACUGUGGGAGCAAUUAUCAGAAAAUGGAAGACAUACAAGACCACUGAUAAUCUCCCUCGAUCUGGGGCUCCACGCAAGAUCUCAUCCCGUGGGGUCAAAAUGAUCAUGAAAACGGUGAGCAAGAAUCCCAGAACCACACGGGGGGGACCUGGUGAAUGACCUGUAGAGAGCUGGGACCACAGUAACAAAGGUCACCAUCAGUAACACACUACAACGGCAGGGAAUCAAAUCCUGCAGUGCCAGACGUGCUCCGCUGCUGAAGCCAGUGCAUGUCCAGGCCCGUCUGAAGUUUGCCAGACAGCACAUGGAUGAUACAGCAGAGGAUUGGGAUAAUGUCAUGUGGUCAGAUGAAACCAAAGUAGAACUUUUUGGUAUAAACUCAACUCGUCGUGUUUGGAGGAAGAAGAAUACUGAGUUGCAUCCCAAGAACACCAUACCUACUGUGAAGCAUGGGGGUGGGAACAUCAUGCUUUGGGGCUGUUUUUCUGCUAAGGGGACAGGACGACUGAUCCGUGUUAAGGACAGAAUGAAUGGGGCCAUGUAUCGUGAGAUUCUGAGCCAAAACCACCUUCCAUCAGUGAGAGCUUUGAAGAUGAAACGUGGCUGGGUCUUCCAACACGACAAUGAUCCCAAACACACCGCCCGGGCAACAAAGGAGUGGCUCCGUAAGAAGCAUUUGAAAGUCCUGGAGUGGCCUAGCCAGUCCCCAGACCUCAACCCCAUAGAAAAUCUGUGGAGGGAGUUGAAAGUCCGUGUUGUUCGGCAACAGCCCAAAAACAUCACUGCUCUCGAGAAGAUCUGCAUGGAGGAAUGGGCCAAAAUACCAGCUACUGUGUGUGCAAACCUGGUAAAGACCUAUAGUAAUCGUUUGACCUCUGUUAUUGCCAACAAAGGUUAUGUUACAAAGUAUUGAGUUGAUUUUUUGUUAUUGACCAAAUACUUAUUUUCCACCCUGAUUUACAAAUAAACUCUUUAAAAAUCCUGCCAUGUGAAUUCAUGGAUUAUUUUCACAUUCUGUCUCUCACAGUUGAAGUGUACCUAUCAAUCAUCAUUUUAAGUGGGAGAACUUGCACAAUCGGUGGCUGACUAAAUACUUUUUUGCCCCACUGUAUUUUAGGUCACUGCCGAGCUGAGCUUAGAUUUUAACAUGUACUGUUUAACCAUGGCUGACGGCUGGUUCUCCCCGCAGCUCGGCGCAUCUCUUGUCUGAUCGCGGCUUCUGUGUGCUCCUUACAACACCAUCAAAUUAGAAAUCCAUCCCUUGUUAAUUACAAGUCAGGCUGGGUGGCUCACUGGCUGCUUCCAGGCCAGUGACUUUCAAGAGCUACCGGUAGCUCAUGACCAACAUGUUGGAGACACUUGCAAUAACACCUCUCAUAUGUGUGAAUUUAAAGUUACAGCAGUCGGUAAUUCACGUUAUGUGUUUCUGUU
Molecule: messenger RNA, 4752 nt
Organism: Nothobranchius furzeri (turquoise killifish)
Lineage: Eukaryota; Metazoa; Chordata; Actinopteri; Cyprinodontiformes; Nothobranchiidae
Source: RefSeq, a predicted model, not a curated record